Molecule: messenger RNA, 2947 nt
Organism: Cucurbitaria berberidis CBS 394.84
Lineage: Eukaryota; Fungi; Ascomycota; Dothideomycetes; Pleosporales; Cucurbitariaceae
Product: Adaptor protein complex AP-1 gamma subunit
Exons: 7
Coding region: 164-2707 (847 amino acids)
Biological process (GO): Golgi to vacuole transport; intracellular protein transport; receptor-mediated endocytosis
Cellular component (GO): AP-1 adaptor complex; membrane coat; Golgi apparatus
Molecular function (GO): clathrin-cargo adaptor activity
Source: RefSeq, a predicted model, not a curated record
CAACGCUCCCGACUAGAAGCCAACAGCAAUAGUUGAUGCGCAGAAGCAUCCCACGCCAACCAUACACUCUUCGCCGACGAACCAAUCCACUCCCGAUUCUCUUGAGCCGCGCUUCGAUUGACCGCUCAAACGUUGCCUGGGUGGGGUCCGAGAGGCCACCACAAUGACUUCUUUGAAGCAAUUCAUUCGAAAUGUGCGAGCCGCAAAAACGAUAGCAGACGAGCGGGCCGUCGUCCACAAGGAGAGUGCAGCGAUUCGCUCAAGCUUCAGGGAGGAAAGCCACGAUUCGAAUGUGAGGAGAAACAAUGUCGCCAAGCUACUGUACCUCUUCACCCUGGGUGAGAGGACCCAUUUUGGACAGAUCGAAUGCCUGAAACUGCUGGCCUCUCCGCGCUUUGCGGACAAGCGACUGGGUUACCUGGGGACAAUGUUGCUGCUGGACGAGAACCAAGAGGUUUUAACACUGGUCACCAACUCGCUCAAGAAUGAUCUGAACCACUCGAACCAAUACAUCGUCGGUCUGGCGCUCUGCACCCUCGGUAACAUUGCCUCCGUCGAAAUGGCUCGAGAUCUGUUCCCCGAAGUGGAAACCAUUAUAUCGGCCUCAAACCCGUACAUACGUCGGAAAGCCGCACUCUGCGCCAUGAGGAUAUGUCGCAAGGUGCCAGACUUGCAGGAGCACUUCCUGGAUAAAGCAAAGUUGUUGUUGCAAGACCGAAACCAUGGCGUUCUACUAUGUGGCAUCACAUUGGUAGAAAGCCUGUGUGUGGCAGACGAGGUAGAGGACGACGAGCAAGGCAUCAAGGAUAUCUUUAAGCCUAUAGUCCCGGGCUUGGUCAAGAUGCUGAAGGGACUAUCGUCUUCUGGCUAUGCUCCUGAGCAUGACGUAACAGGCAUCACCGAUCCAUUCUUGCAGUGCAAGAUUCUGCAACUACUCCGAGUUUUAGCUCGUGGCGACGUUCAAGUGAGCGAGCAGAUCAACGACAUCCUUGCGCAGGUUGCUACGAACACCGACUCGUCCAAAAAUGUUGGCAACUCUAUCUUGUAUGAGGCAGUGCUUACAAUUCUCGAUAUUGAGGCCGAUUCCGGUCUUCGCGUACUCGGUGUGAACAUUCUUGGAAAGUUCUUGUCGAACAGGGACAACAACAUCAGAUACGUCGCCCUCAACACAUUGAUCAAGGUGGUAGCAGUUGAGCCGAACGCCGUUCAGCGACACCGAAACACCAUAUUGGACUGCCUGCGAGACCCCGACAUUAGUAUUCGAAGAAGAGCCCUUGAUCUCAGUUUCACUUUGAUCAAUGAAAGCAAUGUGCGGGUAUUAAUUCGGGAGUUGCUUGCUUUCUUGGAGGUUGCCGACAACGAGUUCAAGCCGGUAAUGACUUCUCAAAUUGGUGUUGCAGCAGACCGGUUUGCACCAAAUAAGAGAUGGCACGUCGACACCAUGUUGCGGGUUCUGAAGCUUGCUGGUAACUAUGUCAAGGAGCAGAUAUUAUCAUCAUUCGUCCGACUGAUCGCGACUACACCUGACCUUCAGACUUACUCUGUACAAAAGCUCUACACCGCUUUGAAAGAAGACAUCACUCAAGAAGGCCUCACUCUUGCUGGCUCUUGGGUAAUCGGGGAGUACGGUGAUGCGUUGCUGAGAGGCGGCCAGUAUGAAGAGGAGGAGCUUGUCAAGGAGAUCAAGGAAAGCGACAUCGUCGAUCUCUUCGAGACGAUCCUCGGCAGUAGUUACGCGGGUCUCAUUGUUCAGCAAUACAUUAUCACAGCGUCGAUAAAACUGACAACACGGUUAAGCGACCCCGCGCAAAUCGAGCGUCUACGACGAUUACUGCUAAGAUACGGAGCAAAUCUCGACGUGGAGACCCAACAGCGUGCGGCCGAGUAUGUCAAUCUGUUUGGGCACGAUCAAAUCAGAAGGGGUGUUUUGGAGAAGAUGCCACCGCCUGAGAUUCGCGAAGAGUCACGGGUACUUGGAGAAGCGACCAAGAAGCGACAGUCGAAAGUCCUCAAGAAGAAACCUGCGCAAGCGGCGACGGAAGACCUACUACUCGACCUAAUGGGCGACUCUGGGCCUUCCGUGGAGAGCAACGGCGCCAAUGGUACUCAGCACAGCCAAGAUCUACUCGCAGAUAUUCUUGGUGGAGGAGGCCCAUCCUCCUCAUCGCCACCUCCUCAGACGUCUGCCACGCCUCAGUCAAAUGUUGCGAAUAUCAUGGACCUCUUCAAUUCCGGGCCUAGCACCUCUCCCGCCCCUGUACAGUCACGGCCUCCUCCACAAGCAGCAUCCAUGGACCUCCUUGGCGGUCUCGGCGGCACGUCGUCACCGCCAGCUCAGAGUUCAGCUCCCCCGGUCGCGUCUGGACCCCCUGUUCUCCCCGCAUACAACAAGAACGACCUCCAGAUUACCUUCCAACUUAAGCGCGAUGCGAACGCCGUGCAACUCCUUGCGCGCUUCCGAAAUACCGGUAGCUUUGGUCAGCUUUCAGCGGUCAACUUGCAAGCUGCUGUACCGAAAAGCCAAAAACUACAGUUGCAGCCAAUAAGUACAAGUGAGCUGGAGGGAGGCCAGGAAGCAACACAGCAAAUGAGAGUUACAUCUGUCAACGGCACACCACCAGCGAGGUUGAGGCUAAGGUUAAAGGUCAGUUACUCCGCAGGUGGAGGCCCAGUAACGGAACAGGUCGAUUGGUCUGAGCCGACCUAACGUACAUACUGGGCUAGAAACAGUGUGGUUGUCGCGAUUGAAUAGAGAAAUGGAAGCCUCAUGCGCGACUCUUGCUUGUCUGUGCCUUAUAUUUGAUGAACCAUCGCCACCAACGAGGAAUAGCAUGGAAAAAUCAUGUUAGAGUAUGUAUGCGCAGAUAUCGAACACGGGGAUAAGAAGCGGGAGGGGCGCCGUAGAACCUUGAAUGAAUGCACGCCUCGCUCCCCGGUAGAUCACCCC